This is a messenger RNA of Trichomonas vaginalis G3, 684 nucleotides long. RefSeq names its product acetylation-dependent protein binding. The transcript has a single exon. Bases 1 to 684 code for a protein of 227 amino acids. Gene Ontology annotation, molecular function: protein binding. The record is from RefSeq and is a predicted model, not a curated record. Lineage: Eukaryota; Parabasalia; Trichomonadida; Trichomonadidae.
AUGGAUAUUACAAGUUAUAAUCUUUGUCUUAAGACAAUGGAAUCGGCUUUAUCUAAUCCAUUAACUAAAGUAAUAUCACCUAAAAUAAGUGAUUAUUCUAAAAUGACGAAGAGCAAAUUAACAUUAGAAAUAAUUAAAUCUAAAUUGGAAGAAAACAAAUAUAAAUCAUUCCAAGAAUGGGCAGCUUAUGUUAGGUCAAUGUUUUCUGAGCAAAUUAAACUUGUUGGCUCAACAACUCCUUUAGGAUUAUCACUUGAAACUAUUUUUCAAGGGAUAAAAGAAAAGUUAGCAGAUCAUUCCGUCGAUUUUGACAAUGUUCCGAAUGCUGAAGCAAUUUCUAUUAACAGAAUUUUAACGCAACUUAAUGAUAUCAUUCAAAUCAUUCCAGAAAACCUUACAGAUAUUUUCCCUCUUCCUAAUCUCGAUGAUGAAGAAAUGUUUCGAUUUGAAAAUGAAUCUGUUCCAAAACCAAAUUACAAUGAAAAUGAUUUAACCGAAAUUACUCAUGAUAUUAACUUAUUAUCAACUGAUGAAGAUAUGAAUAAGUUGAUACAUAUAGUCAAAACAUGUGAAUUUAUCACUCCUCAAGAUGAUGGCUCAGUUACACUUAAUCUAACAGCAAUGUCUCCAUUUACGAUUUCUGUAAUUAAAUCCCAGCUUAGAAAGCUUGCACAACCAAAAUAA